Vicia villosa (hairy vetch) is the source of this 3385-nucleotide messenger RNA. RefSeq lists its product as uncharacterized. The record is from RefSeq and is a predicted model, not a curated record. Gene Ontology annotation, molecular function: aspartic-type endopeptidase activity. The coding region runs from base 203 to 3379 and encodes 1058 amino acids. The transcript has a single exon. NCBI's taxonomy places the organism in Eukaryota, Viridiplantae, Streptophyta, Magnoliopsida, Fabales, Fabaceae. Gene Ontology annotation, biological process: proteolysis.
GGAUUUUCACUCUCAGUAGGGUUAUUAUCUUAGGAAUCUUAGUAUUUUCCAUUUACCAUUUUGUAAGGAGCUACUCUCCAUUCCACCCUAGUGCUGUUUCCAUUGUAAGAAGUUGUCACAAUCAUCAAUAUAUGACACUGUUAUUAGCUAUUAUUACUGUUGGGGUCUAUUAAUUGGUAUUCAGAGCACGAUCUGGGUGCAUAUGGUAGCUACGAGAAUGGAACGUAUCGAAAGUUUAGAGAAAAGGAUGGAGGAGAUUCGUAUGGAGAAUCGGCAGUUGUUGGAUGAGGCAAUGAUGGAGUUGCGUGCAUUGAUUAUACAACAAAACAACAAUCGACGCGAGGAUGACGAUGUUGCUGUUCGUGAACGCCGACUAGAUCGACGAGAGGAGAGGAUGAGGCGUUUGGAGGUCCCGUAUUUUUCCGGGGAAGAUCCUUAUGGGUGGAUUUAUCGUGCUGAGCGAUAUUUCACAAUCAACCACAUUCCAGAAGAGGAGAAGGUGCUUGCAGCUUCGAUUUGCUUUGAAGCAAAAGCACUUAAUUGGUUUCAAUGGUGGGAAGCUAGGACGGAGCGUAUUACAUGGGUGCUGUUGCGACGGGCGUUGUUGGGACGUUUCCAGGAUGCGACGUCGGAGAAUCCAUAUGAAGUGUUAAUGAGCUUGAAGCAGACUCAUUCUGUUGCUGAAUUCAUCGAGCAAUUUGAACUCGUGUCGUCACCGUUACGCCAUGCUGAUGAAGAGAUGCUCAGGGGAGCAUUCAUGAAUGGAUUGAAGGAAGCUGUGAGAGCAGAGGUGCGUUUACAUGGCACCACCGAUUUGGGUAGUACGAUGAAGAUGGCAAGAAAGGUGGAAGAAAAAAAUAGGGUGAUGGGCCUGGAUGGGGGUGUAGCGAGUAAGAAAAUUGGGCCAGUUGAUAAUAGGCCCGCUUUGAAGAGUAGAUGGGAUGGGUCGGGUCAAGGAUCCGGGUCUUCACAAAAAAAUAACUCCAUUACUGAGGCCCAGGGAUCAAAUACGGUGAAGUCUGGUCAACCAAGUAAUUCGGAGAGUUUGGGGUCAGUGGCGCAACGUUCCGGUGGGUCAAGUGGUGGCGGGUUUCGUCGGCAGUCGGGUUUUCGACGUCUUUCUGAUGCGGAAUGGGAAGAUCGUAGACAGCGUGGUUUAUGUUUUCGUUGUGAUGAAGCUUUUUCACCGGGUCACGUGUGUAAGAAUCGUCAUCUCCAUGUGUUACUGCUUGGGGAUGGUGGAGACGAUGGCGACGGUGACGAUGGCGUGGAGGAGGAGGUGCGGGCUAUGCAAUUGCAUAUGGGGAGUGCAACGGGUAUGACGUCUAAGAAGUCGUUGAAGCUAUGGGGAAGAAUUCAAGGUAAAGCUGUCAUGGUACUUGUGGAUUCAGGGGCAUCUCACAAUUUCAUUUCUCAUGAGAUUGUAGCUGAACUUGGCAUCAAACCAGAUUCAAGUUUAGAGUAUGUGGUGGAGGUUGGUGAUGGUCAUAAGGUGCGGAAGAGAGGGAUGUGUCGUGAUUUGCAAUUAGCAUUGCCUAAUGUAAAUGUGGUACAGAAUUUUUAUUUGUUUGAUUUGAGGGGUGUGGAUGUAGUGUUGGGAUAUGAAUGGUUGGAAGGGUUAGGGAAGAUGGAAGCAGAUUUCAGGGAGCAUGUUUUGUGGGUUACUAUUGAUGGCAAGAGGGUAGAAAUACGGGGUGACCCUCAAUUAUCAAGGACAGUGGCGUCUUUGAAAGCUAUGUUCAAAGAAUUUCAUAAAGGAGGUGAGGGUUUUUAUGUGGAAUUGAAUGUUCUGAAUCUGUGCUCCCAAGAGGUUAAAGGGGAAGUAGCUGGCUUGUCUGACAUGUUGGAAGAGUAUGGCGAUUUGUUUCGAGAGGUGGUGGAGUUACCUCCUCAUAGGCGAUGCGAUCAUGCUAUUGAUAUUAAAGAAGGAUCUCAGAUACCUAACAUCAGACCAUAUAGGUAUCCCCAUCACCAAAAGGAGGCAAUUGAAAGCUUUGUGAAGGAUAUGUUAGCUGCCGGUCUAAUUCGACCAAGUGUAAGUCCCUAUGCUAGCCCUUUAAUUUUGGUGAAAAAGAAAGAUGGUAGUUGGAGGUUUUGCACCGAUUAUAGGGCUUUGAAUAAUGUUACAACCCCUAACAAAUUUCCCAUUCCUGUGAUCGAUGAAUUAUUAGAUGAAUUGUGGGGAGCCGCUAUAUUUUCUAAGUUGGAUUUAAAAUCUGGCUAUCACCAAAUUAGGAUGAAGGAGGGUGACAUUCAUAAGACCGCAUUUAGAACCCAUGAGGGACAUUACGAGUACCUAGUAAUGCCGUUCGGUUUGACAAAUGCUCCGUCUACAUUUCAAGCUCUUAUGAAUGACAUUUUCAAACCAUAUUUGAGGAAGUUUGUAUUGGUUUUUUUUGAUGAUAUAUUGGUGUACAGUAGUGAUCCACAUACUCAUUUAGACCAUCUCAAGAUUGUGCUGGAGGUACUGAGAACACAAUUUCUCAAGUUGAAUGCCAAGAAAUGUUGUUUUGGAAUGGCACAAUUAGAGUAUUUGGGUCACAUAAUUUCCUCAAAAGGAAUUGCCGCUGAUCCGGAGAAAAUCAAAGUUAUGCAAGAAUGGCCCUUACCAAAAAAUCUGAAAGGAUUGCGUGGUUUCCUGGGGUUGACGGGUUACUAUAGGAGAUUUGUUAAAGGGUAUGGGCUGAUAGCCAGACCUUUGACACAUAUGCUGAAGAGAGACUGCUUUCAAUGGAGUGAUGAAGCACGUCAGGCGUUCGAGACAUUGAAGGGAAAGAUGGCGGAGUUACCCGUGUUGAAUAUGCCAAAUUUCCAAAUUCCUUUUGAAAUCGAAACUGAUGCGUCCGGAUUUGGGUUGGGGGCAGUAUUGAUGCAACAGGGCAGACCCUUAGCGUUUCUAAGUCAAGCUUUAUCUGACAGAGGAAGACUCAAAUCUGUGUACGAACGCGAACUGAUGGCCAUUGUGUUAGCUGUACAGAAAUGGCGGCAUUAUUUGAUGGGUAGCCACUUCAUUAUACGAACUGAUCAACGAAGCUUAAAAUAUUUGUUGGAGCAAAGGUUGUUAGAUGGAGAACAACAAAAAUGGGUGGCAAAGUUGCUGGGAUACGAUUUUGAGAUUCAUUAUAAGGAGGGAAAGGAGAAUAGAGUCGCGGAUGCAUUGUCACGUGUGGUGGAUAUGAAGGCUAUUUCCAUGGUGAGUACGGUAGAUUGGAGUAUUAUUGUGGAGGAAACAACUCAAGAUGAACAAUUGCAGAAGUUAAUCCAAGAAUUGGUAGUGGAUCCGAAGUCUCAUCCUUUUUUGAAUUUAGAAAAGGAUGUUUGUGGCAUAAAGGAAGGGUGGUUUUAUCUUCCAAGUCCAGUAAAAUACCUAUUAUUUUAGAAGAGU